GGUGAAAAUGGCGGAUCUUUCGAAAUCCAACCCCGGCCUGAAAAUAGAAACGUAGCUAGCUAGCUGGUCGUUUUCAUAGUGUUGCUCCUGUCACCAGUUUAUGGUUUUGACAGGCUGCUUAGUUGAGAAAACAAGAAUCAGGCCCCAACAUAUAUCUUAUAGAAAAUUGAGAAGAUGAACAUCGAUACCCCGUAGUUUAUCGACUUGUAUAGUGUACCAUCUGUCUUAUUUGGAGUACGGCGGAGGUAGGACAAAGAUUGUUAUUCUCUUGGAUGUCCGAAGCGGCCUAGCCAAGCUAGCUAUGUUAGCUAGCUAACUAGCCAUCAACACAAUCGAUGACAUGUUAGUUAGAUAGCUAGCUAAAUUCUAAUUUAUAACGUUCGAAAUCAGGUGGACUUUGUUGCAAACGACUGAUUUGAGCUGAGUGUAAACCUGGAGACAUGGAUGUGGUGUCGCCAGAGCUGAACAUCCUCCUCCCUGACGAGAUAAUGGACACCGAGGCCAUCGUCAUGGACGACGACCCCCCCGCCGAGUCCCCUACAGCCUCUGGCCAAUCACAGCCCAGCGACGAUGCACCAAUCCCCAUGGAAACAGAUGUUCUCGCCGUCCCAGAGAUCGUUAGCCUGUGUUCGGAUGCCCCUCCGACCCAGCGGACCCAGGCCCUGACCACCUCCAUCACCACAGACUCUACCCUCUGUAGCACCACCUCUGCCACUCAGCUCCUCCUCACCCCAUCCAUAGCUUCAUCCUCCCCCCUUACCCUCCGAACCGCCACAGCCUCGACCCUCACCUCCACCACCAGCCCGGGCGGGGUCAGUCUCACCUCCGGGGGCUUACAGAAGCUCUCAGCCAGCCACCAGAUCAUUCUCAAUAAGGUGGCCUCAUCCCCGGGAGCAGACACCACCAGGUCCCCAGGCACCACCACUAUCACUCCAGGGGGCCAGAAGUUCAUGGUGACGGCCAUAGGCAAGUCAGGCCAGUCUAUUGUGCUGCAGCUGCCCCACACGGGCUCCAAGCCUGGCUCAGGUCAGGGGGAGGCCAAGGCCCACCCGCAGCAUUUCAAGGUGCUGACAAUAGGGGGGAGGACAGACCUGAAGCCAGUCAUGGUGGGGCAGGCGGUCAGCUCGGCCAGUCAGGUGUCCACCCUGCAGGCCCAGCAGCUGAAGACUGUUCAGAUUGCAAAGAAAACGCAGGUGUCAUCAGCUGGACCAAUCAAGUUCAUCAUCACUAAAGCUGUCAACAACAAAGGUCUGACCGCCCAGACAUCAGUAUCCAAUGUCAUUACAGGUCGAGUCCUGUCCACGAGCAGCCCAGUGACCUCCCCGCGGACCAUCACUCUCUCUGAGACCCUCAGCUCCAGCAACAAGAUUGCCAUCUCCCCCCUCAAGUCACCUAGCAAAUUGACAGUGGUGUCGGUGGCCUCCCAGGUACCCAACUCCCCUCAGAAGUCAGUGUCUCUGCCGCUCAACAUGGCCCACCUGGGACAGCAGAUACUAGUACAACAGUCUACAGCCACCUCUCCAGCCAAGCCCAUGAAGCCGGUGCAGACUGUGACGGUGGGCGGCCCCCAGUUUAAGACCAUCUUCCCCCUGUCCACCUCGUCCAACGUGCAGCAGAUCCAGGUGCCAGGCAGCCGCUUCCACUACGUCAGGCUGGUCACUGCCACCACGGGCAGCAGCACGGGACAGGCCGGCAGCCACUGCACCAACUCAUCCAUGACCGCCAAGCCCAUGGUGGUCAACACAGCCCAAGUCAGGAUGUCUGUCCCCAUCAUCCCAGCACAGACCAUGAAGCAGGUGGUGCCCAAGCCCCUGACGUCGUCGGGCCAGUUACUGACAACCCAGACCCAGCAGAGGUUGAUCAUGCCCGCCACGCCGCUGCCCCAGAUCCAGCCCAACCUCACCAACCUACCCCCGGGCACCGUACUGGCGCCUGGGUCUGGGAACAUGGGCUAUGCUGUGCUGCCCGCACAUUAUGUCACGCAGCUCCAACAGUCUGCGUAUGUGACUUUGGCCAGCAGCUCUGGGUUCCCCACCCCUACAGGCAUCCAGACUCAGGCCAGACUGCCUCUCAAUGGUUUAUCAACAUCAGACGCUGCCUCCAGACCACGGAAGCCCUGCAACUGCAACAAGUCGCAGUGUCUCAAACUGUACUGUGACUGCUUUGCCAACGGGGAGUUCUGUCAGAACUGUAACUGUACCAACUGCUUCAACAACCUGGAACACGAGACUGAGCGAGCUAAAGCCAUCAAGGCGUGUCUGGACCGUAACCCGGAGGCGUUCAAGCCGAAGAUCGGUAAAGGUAAAGAGGGUGAGUCGGACCGCAGACACAGCAAAGGCUGCAACUGUAAACGCUCAGGAUGCCUGAAGAACUACUGCGAGUGUUACGAGGCCAAGAUCAUGUGCUCGUCUACCUGUAAGUGUGUUGGCUGUAAGAACUUUGAGGAGAGCCCUGAGAGGAAGACUCUGAUGCACCUGGCCGACGCAGCUGAGGUCAGAGUUCAACAGCAGACGGCAGCCAAGACCAAGCUGUCGUCGCAGAUCUCAGACCUGUUCACAAGGACCACCCCGGCCAUCACCAGCGGAGGGGGGAGGAUGCCCUUUACAUUUGUGACGAAGGAGGUGGCAGAGGCCACGUGUGAGUGUCUGCUGGAGCAGGCUGAGCAGGCAGAGCUGAUCCAGCAGCCCCAGGCCACCGCAGAGAGGAUGAUCCUGGAGGAGUUUGGACGCUGCCUCAUGAGGAUCAUCAGCUCAGCGGGCAAGACGGACUGUCCCUCCAUCAACUGCUAGGCCAGGUCCAUGGGUUCGCUGUCUGUAUGUCUCUCACCCAGCCCAGUGAAAACUAGUGCUGGGAGACUAGAAGGGAAUAGUGGCCUCCUCUCUCCCCCAGUUUGAGAGCUAAACAUUAGGACUGGUGAGUGGUAGUGAUCCUUGGUUUCUCUGCCUCCCGGGCUGGCUAGCUAGCCGCCCAGUCUCAGAGAUGAGCAGUGGGUCUGGGAGAUGAGGGGAGUCGGCCCUGGGCGCCAUCUCUCUCGCCCACCCUCUGGGCAAAGCAUUGGGAGAGGAGAGGACUGUCUGUCUGCUCCACUUACUGCUAGCCAUGCCCAUGUGCUUUCUCUCCCAUCCCUAUAGUGCUAGCAUUGGAUAGGGUGGAGAGUGGUGCACAGUCCCGUGUAUUGUUAGCUAGCUAGACCCAGCCAGCACUAGGAGGCAAGGACAGUCCUGAGCACUGCUCACCGUUUACCCACCCUCAUAGAUCUAGUGUUGGGAGGACGUGAAUUUCUCUGGAGCUGGUGCUUCUCCUUCACAGUUAGUGGGAAUAGCCUUUGCAUAGCCUUGGCUGAAGGAAGGGGCUGUCCCCAUGCCCCCAGCCUCCAUGAAAAAAUAAGGAUUGUGGGAGAGACUUGCCAGAGAAAGAGGUGCAAGGGGGAACAAACAAAUGUUUGUUUUGGGAAGGGGUGUUGUUUUAGAUAAUAGGAUUAUUAUUAUUUUUUUUAUCUUUUUUUAAUCAAAUUUAUUUUCUCCAUCUUAUUAUGGCUCUGUUUGCAUAUGUCCCUUUCUUUCACCCUCUCCCUCUGUUUGAAUCAUUUCUGAGGGUUGUGGAUGCAGACGAGGAAAGAAGGGUCACAUUCUGCCUGCCUUCUACAGGUAGUAACCCAGGUUCUAAUCAUGAUGGCCAUCUCUCUACAGUAACUAUCUUAUUACUGUUACACACAAUUUAUUUUCCUCAACCUCUGUUUCAGCUUGUGCUCAGAGCUUUGCAAAAUAUCUAGGAACAACUAACACAUUCCCACUGACUUUUAUCACAGAUUAGAAUUCCAUUUGCCAUUUUUACAUUUUUAAACAACUAAAUAGUAUGUAUUUUGGUAUGGGGGGGUUUGUUCAAU
This is a messenger RNA of Salmo salar (Atlantic salmon), 3886 nucleotides long. Lineage: Eukaryota; Metazoa; Chordata; Actinopteri; Salmoniformes; Salmonidae. The record is from RefSeq and is a predicted model, not a curated record.